Molecule: messenger RNA, 1098 nt
Organism: Calliphora vicina (urban bluebottle blowfly)
Lineage: Eukaryota; Metazoa; Arthropoda; Insecta; Diptera; Calliphoridae
Exons: 2
Coding region: 51-1043 (330 amino acids)
Biological process (GO): positive regulation of peptidase activity; positive regulation of apoptotic signaling pathway; immune response
Cellular component (GO): lysosome
Molecular function (GO): cysteine-type endopeptidase activator activity involved in apoptotic process; cysteine-type endopeptidase activity
Source: RefSeq, a predicted model, not a curated record
AUUAACAUUUCAUUUUAUUUGAAGUUAGACCUCAACAAUAGCACUUCAAAAUGCAAUUGAUCUUGUUAAUAUUGAGUUUUUGCUGUUUAGCUGCAGCUUUACAGGAAGCGGAAAUAAAACAGCAGUGGUUGAGUUUUAGAAGUAAAUAUGGCCGAAAUUAUCGCAAUGUGGUGGAGGACAGUCAACGUUUUGUGAACUUUAAGAGAAAUUUACAAAGAAUGUGGCUGCAUAACAAGCGUUUUGAGCAGGGUUUGGAAUCCUAUGAAAUGGCAGUGAGCCCUUUUAGCGAUAUGGAUUUUAAUGAAAUUGAAAAAUCGUAUAUGGGUUUAAAAAUGACCGAAAAGGAUGAAGAAUUAUUCCGAAAUUCUACUUUAUAUGAACCUUCUAAGAAACAGCGCUCGGCUUUACCCCAUUAUGUUGAUUGGCGUGAAAGUGGUGCCAUUACUGCAGUAAAAGAUCAAAAGUCUUGUGGCUCCUGUUGGGCUUUUGCCAGUGUUGGGGCUUUGGAGGCGCAUUACUUUUUGAAAUACAAAAAAACUAUUCUAUUAAGUGAACAAAAUCUAGUGGACUGCGUUGCAGAGAACUGGGGUUGCGAUGGUGGUUGGAUGGUGCCCAGUUUUAAUUAUGUUCGCGAAAACUUUGGCAUUAAUACCGAAUCUGUUUACCCCUAUGAGGCCGUUGAUGGCCAAUGCCGCCAUCAACCCUAUAACGGUGUUACUAAUAAUGGUUAUAUGGUGACAAGUCCCGACAAUGAAGAUCAUUUACAAUUUGCUGUGGCCUAUGAGGGACCCGUCACGGUUUCCGUACAUGCCAAUGAUAAUUUCAUAAAUUAUAAAAGCGGCAUUUUCGAUGAUCCCGAUUGUAGCCAAAUCGCUAAUCAUGCUGUUUUGGUAGUGGGUUAUGGCACCGAGAACGGCCAGGACUAUUGGUUGAUCAAAAAUUCCUGGGGUACUCAUUGGGGUGACAAUGGUUAUGUUAAGAUGGCACGUAAUAAGGGCAGUCAAUGUGCGAUUGCUAAGCAUGUUUCAUAUCCAGUUUUUUAGACUAUAGAAUUUAAAAUCUCUUACAUAUUUCAAUAAAUAAAGACUAUAAAAUGAA